This is a messenger RNA of Zingiber officinale, 4173 nucleotides long. RefSeq names its product pentatricopeptide repeat-containing protein At2g39620-like. Gene Ontology annotation, cellular component: intracellular membrane-bounded organelle. NCBI's taxonomy places the organism in Eukaryota, Viridiplantae, Streptophyta, Magnoliopsida, Zingiberales, Zingiberaceae. Gene Ontology annotation, biological process: RNA modification. The coding region runs from base 135 to 3212 and encodes 1025 amino acids. The transcript has 2 exons. The record is from RefSeq and is a predicted model, not a curated record. Gene Ontology annotation, molecular function: zinc ion binding; RNA binding; protein binding.
AAGUGAUAAAUUACAAAAAAAAAAUGCGGUGCCAUUGGUAAAAUACCAAAUACUGCAGCCAGUAGAUUUCCCAACCGCUGAACGAAGAAGUUCGAAUACUUUUCGCUGUUCUGCCGCUCUGCGACACUUCUUCUAUGCUUCGGCUAUCGACGGCGACGCCCAUGCCGGUCGCCGAGCGCGCCAACUCUGCGUUCGUCGGAGGAUUGGCUUGGAGUCUCCGGUGUUUCCGUCCCUUGGCAGCUGGCGCUCCGGCGAUUCCCGCAGUGCGCCCAACCUGUUCGACCAAACACCUCACUCACCUCCUCCGUUCCUGCAAAGACUUCCGCUUUCUUCUCCUGAUCCACUCCCGCCUCGUGGUCCUCGGAUCCCUCUCCGACGACUCCAGUCGCUCCCUGCUUCUCAGUUGCUAUUCCUCCUUCGGCCGGUGCGAUGCUGCCCUCGCCCUCUUCAACUCCUCUCCCCUCCCUACCGUGGCCUUGUGGAACUCCAUGAUCCGAUGCUACAACAGGACGGGGGAAUAUAAGAAAGCUGUCCAGUUUUACCACCUCAUGCUCCGACGAGGCCUCGAGCCUGAUAAAUACACCUUCACUUUUGCUUCCAAGGCCUGCGCUGGCGCUCUCGACUCGGAGACAGGUGAUAUGAUAAGGAGGGAGGUUGUGAGAAGAGGGCUCUUAUGUGAUGUCUUCAUUUCCACCGGUCUUGUUGACAUGUACUCAAAAUUGGGUAGGGUCAAUACUGCUCGCGAGCUUUUCGAGUCAAUGGCUGAGCUAGACGCUGUCUCUUGGAAUGCCAUGAUCGCGGGUUUCUCCACUAAUGACCAUCCUCUUGAAGCUCUGGAAGUUUUUGGGAGGAUGCAAAUGGCUGGUGAAGUCCCCAAUUCGGUCACAUUUCUUAACUUGUUUCCGGCUGUGUGUGAUCUCUCUGCUCUUAUUCUGUGCAGGGAAAUUCAUGGUUUCAUCCUUAGGAGGAGCCUUUUGCCUUCGAUUUCUAAUGGGCUGAUUGAUACCUACUGCAAAUGUCGGAGCCCUGGCAUUGCUCGUAAAAUUUUUGACACGAUGUUGAAUGGAAAAGAUGAUGUUACAUGGGGAACUAUGAUAAGUGGCUAUGUGUAUAAUGGCUGUUAUACAGAUGCUUUGUUGCUUUUUGACAAAUUGAAAAGUGAAGGUUUAAAGUUGAAUCAAGUGUCUGUGGUGAGUGCACUUUCAGCUGCAACUGAGACUGGAGAUUUAGACAAGGGAGUGAGUAUUCAUAAGUGUGCGACCGAGAAAGGGGAGGAUUCAGAUAUCUCAAUCAAAACAAUGCUUGUCACUAUGUAUGCUAAGUGUGGAGACUUAGAGAAGGCAAAGUCAGUGUUUGAUGGGAUAAAAGAGAAAGAUGUCAUAGCUUGGUCUGCCAUGAUUUCAUCCUGUGUCCAGACUGGUCAUCCUGAAGAUGCAUUGGUUCUCUACCGAAAAAUGCAAAUGGCAGGUGUGAUGCCUAAUCAAGUUACCUUUGUGAGCUUACUUCCAGCUUGUGCAGAUUUGUUGGAACUGAAGAUGGGAAAGAGCAUUCAUUCUUAUGUAUUGAAGUAUCACAUUCAUCUGAAUGUUUCUGUGGAAACGGCUUUGAUUGCUAUGUAUGCCCAGUGUGGAUCCUUUUCUUCUGCACACAGUUUAUUUAACAAAAUGGAAGUCAAAGAUAUUGUGACCUGGAAUGCAUUGAUAAAUGGUUACACACAAGUAGGUGAUGCUGCUAAAGCUUUGGAGUUGUUUAAUCAGCUGCGAUUGACAGGAAAACACCCAGAUUCUGGCACCAUGGUAGGUGCUCUUCCAGCCUGCGCUAUCUUAAAUGCCAUUGAGCUUGGUGCCUGUCUUCAUGGCUUGGUCAUCAAGAAUGGUUUUAAUUCAGAUCUUUAUGUCAAAAAUGCCACAAUUGAUAUGUAUGCCAAGUGUGGGGAUCUUUCAACUGCUGAAUUUUUGUUCUCAGAGACCAAGUCCUGUAAUGACGUUAUAUCAUGGAAUACCAUGUUUUCAGGAUACAUGCACAAUGGGUGUGCUAAUGAAGCAUUAUCUGCUUUCCGCUUAAUGAGAACUGAGAAUGUGAAGCCUAAUUUAAUAUCUCUUAUCAGCAUAAUACCAGCGGCAUCAUUCCUAGCAGCUAUAAGAGAAGGCUCUGUGCUUCAUUUAUACGUAAUCAAGACUGGCUUUGUUUCUCAAAUGCUUGUUGGAAACUGUCUAAUUGACAUGUACACAAAGUGUGGAAGGCUUGAUUAUGCCAGAGACUUCUUCAACCAAAUGGAUUCCAGAGAUGUAGUAUCAUGGAAUGUAAUGCUUGCAGGAUAUGCCAUACAUGGACAUGGUGAAAGGGCCAUCUCACUUUUUUCACAGAUGAAAGUUAACUGUGUCAAACCAGAUUCUGUAUCUUUUCUCAGUGUGUUGUCCGCUUGCAGACAUGCAGGUUUAGUUGCAGACGGAAAACAUCUUUUUGAAUCUAUAAUGAGUGAAUACCACCUGGAGCCAAACAUUGAACAUUAUGCUUGCAUGGUAGAUUUGCUGGGUCGCUCUGGUCAGCUAGGUCAAGCUUGGUCCUUGAUUCAAAGCAUGCCAAUGACUCCAGAUGCUGGUGUAUGGGGUGCGUUAUUGGGUGCAUCCAGAAUGCACUCUAAUGUAGCAAUGGGGGAAAUUGCACUGGACAAUUUAGUCAAAAUAGAACCUGAAAAUGUUGCUCAUUAUGUUGUUCUCUCAAAUAUAUAUGCCCAGGUUGGAAGAUGGACAGAUGUAAGAAGAAUGAGAGUGGCCAUUAAUAACGUAAGAGUGAACAAAACUCCUGGAUGCAGUUGGGUUUAUAUUAGGAACACUAUUCAUGCAUUUAGUGUUGGUGAUCAAUCUCAUCCACAAUAUGAGGGCAUACGUGAUGUUUGGAACCAUUUGCAUAAAAAGUUGGAGAUGAUGGGUUAUAUUCCUGACACAAGUCACGUUAUGCAUAAUGUUGAAGAAGAAGAGAAAGAAUCCUUCUUAUCUAGUCAUAGCGAGCGAUUAGCUCUAUGCUUUGCUAUAUUAAACACACAAGAUGGUGUGACCAUCCAAAUUGUAAAAAAUCUCCGUGCUUGUGGAGAUUGCCAUACUGUGAUUAAAUUGGCAUCAAAGAUAACUAACCGUACAAUAAUAGUUAGAGAUUCUAGUCGUUUCCAUCAUUUUGACAAUGGUGUAUGCUCAUGCAAAGACUACUGGUGAGGUGGUUCUAUGGAACACAACAAAAUGUAGCUAGGAGUUGUGUACUCGCAUCACAUAUCUUCUGAAGCCACAUGGAUUGGUCCUCAAAAGGGAGGAUUCACAUGGUAACUAACGUUUGCUUGAUAGAAUUUUCACACUUGCUACAACAUACAAAUGGAGCAUCUGAGAUCCAUACAGGGUAUAAUCAGCAUGGCAGUCAAUCACAAGGAGAAUUCCUAGCUAUAGCGUACUCAUUUCUUUAGAAGGCAACAUAGGCAUGAUUGUACAGCAGCUAUGAACCUGCAAGCUUCAGGCAGAAAGCUAAGAACCAGCCACUUAUCUCUGAAAAAGCACAUUUCUCAAGCGUGCAUUUAUAGAGCAAAAGUGCAAAAGCUAUGCUGAAGAGAUGCUACUCUUAAUUGUUAAACAUUAACUUUGCAUCUUUGAAUCAACACAAGGAAUUUGACAGCUUAUUGGUGCUAUAAAUGGAUCUUUUAGUUGUGAGCCAAAUGUGGUGGGACUUCUAAAGUUGUGCUGCGAUGUUACUGGGAAGGUAAGUAGCUUCAACAAUUGUUUGGUGGAUUGCUGCAGGUCGAUAUAAAUCUGGUGGUUAUAUUAGGGUCUCUGGCUAUCUGUUGAUGGAUAAACUAGAAGUACCUUGUAGAAAGGUUCAAAAAGACUGGUAUGUUGGCUUUGGAUCCAGAUCCAGUGGAUCUUGUACAUCCAGAUGCCCAUGAUGAUUUAAUUGUCAAGGAGGCUUUUGCUAAGAAUUCAACAUCUCCUAUGUGAUCUCAACGCUAGUGCAAUCACUUUUGUUUUUAUUUCUAUUUCCUGAGGAUGUUGGCCAAUUAGCCAUAUUAUAAUUGUGCUGAUUGUCGUGAGCUCUUUUGUUGGUAAACUUUUUUGCAUUUUCAUUUUUAUACAUAUGUAAACAUGAAACACUGCAUUAAGUAUGUUAUACAUUGAUAGAGAAAUUAGCAUA